Messenger RNA from Protopolystoma xenopodis, 270 nucleotides. The record is from the annotation of a GenBank genome assembly. NCBI's taxonomy places the organism in Eukaryota, Metazoa, Platyhelminthes, Monogenea, Polystomatidea, Polystomatidae.
UACGAUAUUCAACAAUUUCGACCUCGUGUUGGCAACCGUGGCUCUGGCCUCCCCACUCUUAAUGUCCCAGAUGACACUGGAUACGAGGCCUCCCUAAUAUCCAGCUACAGCCAUUUUGACCUAUCUCAAAACCAAUACAACGAGGCCGACACAAUUUCAGCCCGCCUCCGGGCUGGUGAGGCAUGGCCAUCUUUUGGUUCUGUAGUCAAUGGUGAGGCGGUGCCGUCUUUCCAGCCACAUCAACAAUUUGGCACUACUUUAAGCCAGUAA